This is a messenger RNA of Cornus florida, 963 nucleotides long. RefSeq lists its product as uncharacterized. NCBI's taxonomy places the organism in Eukaryota, Viridiplantae, Streptophyta, Magnoliopsida, Cornales, Cornaceae. The coding region runs from base 52 to 861 and encodes 269 amino acids. The record is from RefSeq and is a predicted model, not a curated record. The transcript has 2 exons. Gene Ontology annotation, molecular function: metal ion binding.
GGUUGGUUCUGUUUGAGCAAGAAGAAAUCUAGAGCUACCCUCAUUAAUAAUAUGUCACGUUCAAUGGACUACUCUAUGGUGGCUCCUAAGAGUUCUUGUGUUCUGAAGCUGAACAUCUGCUGCUCGAGAUGUGAGAAAAAGGUGAAGAAACUCCUGCAAAACCUUCGUGAAGUCGAUUCAGUUUUCGUAGACAAAGAAAAUGGUAAGGUGACCAUCUCAGGCACCGUAGACCCACACACACUCAAAACCCUACUUGAAAUGGCCGGCAAAAAAACCGAGUUUGUGUACUUGGAUCAAUCCCAUGACAACAACCACGAAAAUAUGGAAAUUGUACCAUCAACACCAAUAGUACUCCGAGGCCAAGGGAUGUCGAAUGACAAUGAUUCAAAUAUGGUGGCACAACUCAAGCAAUUGUCCUCACAAAUUCAAGGGUUGAAACAUGUGGAGUUCACCCAUUCCAAGACUGUUCGGUUGACUUUCAAGGGCGAAGCUGACACCCACGGUGCCAAGAUAGUUGUGGAUGACAAGAUCGUUGUGGAUGACGGUGGUGGUGGUGGUGGUGGUUCUGGUGGUGGAGCUGCCCCGUGUUGUGGUGGUGGCCAUCAUGUGGUGCCCCGUGGCUGCCUUGAUGGGGCUUGUGGUAGUGGUAGUCAUCAUGGACUACCUAGGAACGUUUGUGCCAUGCACAACCAAUGCGGUGGCGGGUACUGGCCACCACCGCCUCCAUGGCCAAGCUGGACCGCUCCGUCAGGGCCACAGUAUGUACCAAAUUAUGAUCCAAGUGCACCUCCUGCCCCAGUUGGGUACCCAUACCACAGCCCAUUCAGUGAUGAUAAUGUGAAUAGUUGCAUCGUGAUGUGAGCUGCUACAAUAAUUUAGUUUCGUUGGACUUUUGUUUCCAUAAACUUGGAGUUUAAUUUUCUUUCACUUUUGUUUGCCUUUGUGAGUGCUUGUGUUUGAAGU